Molecule: messenger RNA, 1131 nt
Organism: Aricia agestis (brown argus)
Lineage: Eukaryota; Metazoa; Arthropoda; Insecta; Lepidoptera; Lycaenidae
Product: cilia- and flagella-associated protein 20-like
Exons: 1
Coding region: 76-1026 (316 amino acids)
Biological process (GO): regulation of cilium beat frequency involved in ciliary motility; cilium assembly; positive regulation of cell motility
Cellular component (GO): ciliary basal body; motile cilium
Source: RefSeq, a predicted model, not a curated record
AAAUCUAACAUCAAAAUAUAAUAUAUCCGCGUCACUGAAAUAUCAUACGUCAAAUCGAUAGCAAAACUAAAUAAAAUGUUCAAAAACUCAUAUCAACGAGGAUUAUUAUCAAUAUUUUAUAGCUGCGGUUCUAAUCCUCUGGGAUUAUGGGAUUCGGAAGUGCAGAAUGGACACAUAAAAAGAGUCACCGACAGCGAUGUGCAGUCGAUCGUACUGGAGAUUUGCAGCGCAAACGUUGCCACCACAUACAUAUCGUGUCCUAAAGGGAACAGAACACUGAGUAUAAAACUCCCCUUUCUCGUGAUGAUUGUGAAGAAUCUGAAGAAAUAUUUCUCGUUCGAAAUCUGCAUCCUCGACGACAAGAAAAUGAGACGACGAUUUAGAAUAUCCAAUUUUCAGUCGACUACAAAAAUCAAACCUUUUUGCACGACUAUGCCAAUCGGCCUGUCUGGCGGAUGGAAUCAGAUACAAUUUAAUUUAGCUGAUUUCACUAAGCGAGCGUACGGGACGAGCUAUAUGGAGACGUUGCGAGUACAAGUGCAUGCUAAUGCCCGUUUGCGACGAAUAUACUUCUGCGACAGGCUUUAUACGGAGGAGGAAUUGCCUGAAGAUUACAAAUUGUAUACGCCGAUAGAGAACAAGCAAAGGAAAUCUCGGCCAAUCAAUAAAGUGCCAACAGCGGAGGAACGACGCAGUUCCAUAAGAAAGUCGAGUAUAAAUCCGAAGGUUUCAGUAGCUGAUGCUGAUUCUGUGGGGCCGAAAUUACCAGGAGCCCAGGAGCUGACUGAGGCACUAGAAACGAUGGGAAAUCCUGAAAUCACUGGAGAUCUAGAAAUUACUAGAGAUCCAGAAUUGACAGAGGCUUCAGAAAAAGGUAAUGAAAUUAAAGAAGCCAAAGAGGAAAUAGAAGCUCUGAAUUUAGCACCCGAAAUUGAGGUUCUUAUGACUCAUGUGUAUAAUAGUGUAGGAGCUGAACAUCCAAAUAAAGAUGGUAAUUCAGAAGAUAGGAGUAUUCAAAUUGAAUGAUUCCCAAAUUCAGAGGCAGACGAAUUGAAUUUGGAGCAAAAUGAUACAUUUUGAUGAAACAUUAAGUCGUCACUAUUUUUAUAAUUUUUCUUUUAUUUGCAAUUA